This is a messenger RNA of Dendrobium catenatum, 2220 nucleotides long. RefSeq lists its product as uncharacterized. The record is from RefSeq and is a predicted model, not a curated record. Bases 88 to 1971 code for a protein of 627 amino acids. NCBI's taxonomy places the organism in Eukaryota, Viridiplantae, Streptophyta, Magnoliopsida, Asparagales, Orchidaceae. The transcript is spliced from 3 exons.
UGCCGUGUUGGCCUUUGCUUAUCCUUUCUCUCUUUCCCUCUGUCAUCUCCUUUUCAGCACAGGUAACCGAAGCCACCAUAACAGUCGAUGGCGUGCCGAGCUGUAGAGAGCUGGACUCUCACCUCUCUUGUGGGCGCUUACCUCGACCUAGCCCUGGCCUACCUCCUCCUCGUCGGAGCCACCAUCGCCUUCUUAGCUUCGAAGCUUCUCUCCCUCGCCGGUCUCUCUCUCCCAUGCACUUGCGAUGGACGAUUCGGCCACCCUUCAUGUGCCCAAAACAGCCUCCUCCUCGACUUCCCCAGAGCCAAUCUUGCCGCCGUCCAUCACACACUUCGCUCUCGUUUUCCUUUUGAUUCCCUUUUGCCCGCAGGUGCUUCACCCUCUCCCCGAUGUCGCUAUGCUGUCCAAUACCCUAGUGAAGAUUGCGAUUUGCCGCCGCCCGAGAUGCCCCCUGAUUCGCCCGAGGAGCCUUUGGUUCAUCCAAGUCCUGGGUAUUCGAUCUACGAUCGGGAGAAGUCUUGCUCGACCUCGGCUGAGAGGAUUUCCGGCGGCCCCUGGGAUUUUGAUGAGGAUGUUUUGGUGGAAGAGGUUGCAGAUGAAGAGGAGAACGAUUCAUGUAAUGGCGUUGGAGGCCUGUUAGGAUGCGAUAAAGUGUUGAGUUUGGAAACGUUGAGGAGUUUGGAGCAGGAGCUUGAGGAGGAGAGAGGGGCUCGUGCAGCGCUGUAUCUUGAAUUGGAGAAGGAGAGGAAUGCGGCUGCCAGUGCUGCAGACGAGGCCAUGGCAAUGAUAUUGAGGCUUCAGAAGGAGAAAGCUGAGAUAGGCAUGGAGGCCCGUCAGUAUAAGCGAAUGGUUGAGGAGAAAUCUGCUUAUGAUGAGGAAGAGAUGGAGAUUCUCAAAGAGAUCAUAGUGAGGCGGGAGAGGGAGAAGCAUGUUCUUGAGAAUGAAGUCGAGAUGUAUAAGCAAAUGAUGAAUUCUGGUGAGAGAGUUGAGCUGGAGCUUGAUAAUGAGAACUUUUUGAAAGACAAAUUUGAUACUUUCGUUGAUUCCUCAGAUGAUCCCAUGCUGAUGUUGAAACAAAUUUAUAAAUCAGUUGGAAAGAAGGAAGAACCAAAUGAUUUUGGAGUGGAAUCAUCACCAAUUACGAAUUCAAGUAUAGUUGGCUCAAAUCAAGGUUAUCUUAUGUAUAAUUUUGUAGGUUCGAGUAAACAUCCUGAAUUAUUUAGCAGUACAGAUGAUUGUGAUCAGGAAUUCCAGGAGAAAACCAUACUCGCAACAUGUACCAACUCAUCGUCUUCAAAUAUCCUAAAUAUUACAUCUGUAGAUGAUUCAGUUGUGUAUAGCUUGAAUGCACCUUUUGAAGCUGAAUACCAUAAAGAUAUUACAGACUCUACUGCCAAAGAUGAAGGUGAGAGGGGUACCCCAAUUGAUACUAUAGUUUCUAUUGAAGGCCCAUGUACAAUGGGAAGUGAUGAAACUGAUCAGAGAUGCAGUGAAUCUUCUCAACAUGAAACUGAAUCAAACAUCCUUGAUGUUCAUGUACAGUUCGAGGAAGAUAGCAACCAAAAUGUCAUUGCUUCAGAGGAAGAAUUAUCAUGUACAAAUUUUGAUGAAAUGGAACUUAAAAUUCGAAGAAGCUGCUCAGAAAUCACAAAUAGGAUCAGUUUGAUUGAUGGCUUGUAUGGUAGAACUUCAUGUUUCAAUCCGCGGAGUUCAUUUCCUUUUGUUGAAAGCGAAAGAUACAAAAUUGAAAAUGAAGUUGACGUUCUAAGGAAGAGAUUAGAGAUCAUCAGGCAAGGAAGAAAAAAUCUAAGCCUUUAUGCAGACCAAAAAGAGAAGGAAAGCUUCCAGUUACAACUCCUUGAUGAGAUUGCAUUUCAACUUGAAGAGAUCAAGAAAGUAACAAAACCUGCUAAAAGUCUACGGCGAGUCUCACUACCUCCUCUAUCUUCCAAGUUCAAAGGAGCACAUUAAUGGAGAAUUUUGAAGCAGCUUAGAGAAUCAUUGCCUUGGAAUUUUGCCUCAGGCACUUUUGGAGCUAAGUAUGCAGGGCUUUCUCCAGCUACUUUGUGUAAAUAUUUAUUUAGCCAUUCAUAAAUGAUCAUGUAUUGUGGAUUUGUUGUUUUUUUUUUCUUUAAUUGUAUUUCAGUUAGAUCAUGGUAUAUAUUAUUAGUGUAAUGUCUUUGACAAUUUUUUUUAAGAAAUGUAGAUAUUUAUUAGAAA